CUUUCCACACUUUGCAGUUUUCUACUAGUUUUCUCCUGCUUGGUGCUUUCCGUCUUUUCAACUAUUGAUGACUAUGAGGCGAGUUCCGAAGGUGCACUUUACAUUCUGGAAAUAGUCACCAUCGUGGUCUUUGGCGUGGAGUACUUUGUACGGAUCUGGGCUGCUGGCUGCUGUUGCCGCUAUCGGGGCUGGAGAGGAAGGUUGAAAUUUGCCCGCAAACCGUUUUGUGUCAUCGACAUCAUGGUGUUGAUUGCCUCCAUUGCCGUGCUGGCUGCUGGAUCCCAGGGCAAUGUCUUCGCCACCUCGGCACUCCGGAGUCUGCGGUUCCUGCAGAUACUGCGCAUGAUACGGAUGGACCGUAGGGGAGGCACAUGGAAGCUCCUUGGAUCGGUGGUGUAUGCUCACAGCAAGGAGCUGAUCACUGCGUGGUACAUUGGCUUCCUCUGCCUCAUUCUAGCCUCCUUCCUUGUGUACUUGGCCGAGAAGGGAGAAAACGAGCACUUUGACACCUACGCGGACGCACUGUGGUGGGGCUUGAUUACGCUGACCACCAUUGGCUACGGGGACAAGUAUCCGCAGACCUGGAAUGGACGUCUUCUAGCAGCAACAUUUACUCUGAUUGGUGUUUCCUUUUUUGCCCUCCCAGCUGGCAUCCUCGGUUCUGGAUUUGCACUGAAAGUUCAAGAGCAGCACCGGCAGAAGCACUUUGAGAAGAGGAGGAAUCCUGCAGCGGGCCUGAUUCAGGCUGCGUGGAGGUUCUACGCCACCAACCUCACGCGGACGGACCUGCACUCCACCUGGAAUUACUAUGAGCGAACGGUCACUGUCCCCAUGUACAGACUCAUUCCUCCCCUGAACCAGCUGGAGCUUCUGAGGAACCUGAAGAGCAAAUCUGGAUUAACUUUCAGGAAAGAGCAGCAGCCCGAGCCAUCUCCAAGUCAAAAGGUCAGCUUGAAAGAUCGUGUCUUCUCCAGCCCCCGAGGUGCGGCCACGAAAGGUAAAGGUUCUCCUCAGGCCCCGGGCGUCCGAAGAUCGCCCAGUGCCGACCAGAGCAUUGAGGACAGCCCAAGCAAAGUCCCCAAGAGCUGGAGCUUCGGAGACCGCAGCCGGGCCCGGCAAGCCUUCCGCAUCAAGGGAGCUGCUUCGCGGCAGAACUCAGAAGAAGCGUGCCUUCCCGGAGAAGAUAUGCCUGAUGCCGACAACAAGAGCUGCAAUUGCGAAUUCGUGACAGAAGACCUGACACCGGGCCUUAAAGUCAGCAUCAGGGCCGUGUGUGUCAUGAGAUUUCUGGUCUCCAAGCGGAAAUUCAAGGAGAGCCUGCGACCCUACGAUGUUAUGGACGUCAUUGAACAGUAUUCAGCCGGACAUCUGGAUAUGCUUUCCAGGAUCAAGAAUCUUCAGUCCAGGCAAGCGUCUCCCCUCUUUCAGCCGUAA
Molecule: messenger RNA, 1434 nt
Organism: Varanus komodoensis (Komodo dragon)
Lineage: Eukaryota; Metazoa; Chordata; Lepidosauria; Squamata; Varanidae
Gene: KCNQ2
Product: potassium voltage-gated channel subfamily Q member 2
Exons: 12
Biological process (GO): potassium ion transport; transmembrane transport
Cellular component (GO): membrane
Molecular function (GO): voltage-gated potassium channel activity
Source: RefSeq, a predicted model, not a curated record